UCAGCAGACAGACAGCAGUGGGCUGUAGACGCCUGUGGAGGUGUCACUUCACACCUCCUGGUGUAUAAAAUCCUCCUCCGACUCAGACUCUCCAGCCUACACUCGUCCCUCUGAAAGCAAGAAGGAUGGAUGUUUCCUCUCCUCUCUUCAGCUACAGCUCUCUCAGCUCUGAUUCAGAGAUCUACAAUGUCUCAUCUCCCGAAUCAUCUAGCGAAGGAAGGCCAAAGCCGAGGAGGACGCGCUGCAAGAACCCGAGCAAGCAGAGGAGGAACGCCAGCGAGAAAGAAAAGCUGCGAAUGAGGGAUCUGACCAAAGCGCUCCACUAUUUAAGGACAUUUCUUCCACCUUUCGUGGCUCCAGCCGGACAAACGCUCACCAAAAUCGAGACGCUGAGACUCGCCAUACGCUACAUCUCCUACCUGUCCUCUCAGCUCGACCUCGAGAUGUCCUACUGCCAGAACAAAGAGCUCAGAUCUCCUCAACACAGCUCGACUUCCCAUUCCUGGGAAGCAGGAAACCUUGGAAAUGAAAUGGAAGCCUUCCAUUUCCAGAAGAAUAAACAUCCUCGCAGUGAUUUUUACGAAUCCUGGACUGCAAGAAAUGGAAAUACGUUCCAGGAUGAACAAGAACACAUCACUCCUCCUCACAGUGACCUCAUCUGUGAUCACGGACUCCUCGAACAGCGUCACGUUGCACCCCAAUCAGAAAGCGGAUUUAUCCGAGUGGAAACAGAGCAAAGAGACGGGACUGAAAUGGAAAUUCCCAACUGCGAUGAGCUCUUCAGCUCCAGCUUCGACUCUCUGAUGAAUCCGCAAACAUCCCUGUCACAUCAGGACUACAGUAAAGCUGUGCAGUGUGAGAGUACAGGACGUGACUUCUGGAUCUGAAUCUCCUCAUCAUCUUUACUAUAAAUUACUUUUCCAUGUACAAUAAUUAAUUUAUUCUAAAUUAUCACUUUUGUCUUAUUGUAACAUUUCUAUUUUAAUAAUCUUUUUUGUACAAAAAUUAAUUCAUAAUAUUUAUUUAUUCUAACAUUUUUAAAUACCUGUUUACAUUGUUGUUUAUGGAAAAUAUAUAAAUAUAAACGCAUAUAGUCUGUUUAA
Molecule: messenger RNA, 1103 nt
Organism: Pangasianodon hypophthalmus (striped catfish)
Lineage: Eukaryota; Metazoa; Chordata; Actinopteri; Siluriformes; Pangasiidae
Gene: mespbb
Product: mesoderm posterior bb
Exons: 2
Coding region: 126-887 (253 amino acids)
Biological process (GO): heart morphogenesis; regulation of transcription by RNA polymerase II; mesoderm formation
Cellular component (GO): nucleus
Molecular function (GO): DNA-binding transcription factor activity, RNA polymerase II-specific; protein dimerization activity; RNA polymerase II cis-regulatory region sequence-specific DNA binding
Source: RefSeq, a predicted model, not a curated record